Messenger RNA from Lampris incognitus (smalleye Pacific opah), 3585 nucleotides. It is a transcript of the gene nkain1, whose product is annotated as sodium/potassium transporting ATPase interacting 1. NCBI's taxonomy places the organism in Eukaryota, Metazoa, Chordata, Actinopteri, Lampriformes, Lampridae. The record is from RefSeq and is a predicted model, not a curated record. The transcript has 7 exons. Bases 803 to 1426 code for a protein of 207 amino acids. Gene Ontology annotation, biological process: regulation of sodium ion transport.
CGCUCUCCGAUUCUCCCCCAGCUCCUCCCGCGCCCGACCCGGCACCGCCGACCGACUGUUGACAAAAGAAGAAGCCGAGACGGAACGGAGGAGCCCAGAUCCGGCCCGGUUUGAAGACAGCCCCCCCACACAUCCCGUUUUUUUUACUGGACUUCUUUCUCCCUCCGCGAUACCGGGGACGAGCAGGAAGGUGGUGGCGGGGGAGGAGAGCCGGGACUCUGCGGCUUCGACAACACGCCACCGUGAGUCGCAAACUGGCUGCUUUGUGUCCGCGGCGGAUUUCAUUUUAGCCGAGCCAUAUGUAUGUGGGUCGGGUCAUUUCCUCUCCUCCCCACCCUCCCCUGGUGUGAUCUGUUAUCAUAUGACGCCCAUUUCUGUCUUUCGCCCGGAGCAGAUUGUGACAGUUUUUAUUGGGUUUGUGUUGUGUGUGUGUGUGUGUGCGCGCGCGUGUGUGUGUGUGUGUGUCCCGUCUCCUCCGCGCUCCGCCGGAAGGUGUGGCCGAGGUGAUCCGGUUAAUCGAUGGUGGUCGGACCGCAGACCUCAGCGUGAAGUGGACGUCCACCGUUUCCUGAAAACACGCGACCACCCGCAGCUAUUUACCCCGACAAAGCCAGCGGCCGGCAUGAGUCACUCGUUUUGACCCAGCGCGCCGCCGGAGAGAAGAGCGUCCCCCCCCCCCCCCGAGGAGGAGUUAAGCCGGUAAUGGUGUGAGCUGAGACAGCCAGUCAGUCUGGAUCUGACCGGGGACCCGUCCUUCCCCCGGAGCCUCCGCGGCACCAAGCCGCGGCCGGAGCCCUCCAAGAUGGGGAAGUGCGACGGGAGGUGCACGCUGGUGGUGAUAUGUUCACUGCAGCUGGCGGCAGCGCUCCAGAGACAAGUGUUUGAUUUUCUGGGCUAUCAGUGGGCACCCAUCCUGGCCAACUUCCUUCACAUCAUGGCCGUCAUCUUGGGAAUGUUUGGCACUGUGCAGUUUCGCUCCAGAUACCUCAUCUUUUAUGCAGUUUGGCUGGUGCUGUGGGUGGGCUGGAACUCCUUCAUCAUCUGUUUCUACCUGGAAGUAGGACACCUGUCUCAGGACAGGGACUUUCUCAUGACAUUCAACACAUCCCUGCAUCGUUCUUGGUGGAUGGAGCAUGGUCCUGGUUGCCUGGUUACCCCGGUGCUAGACUCCCACAUUGCCCCUGAUGACCACCACGUCAUCACCGUCUCCGGUUGUCUCCUAGACUAUCAGUACAUCGAGGUGUUGAGUUCAGCCUUGCAGGUCCUAUUGGCUCUUUUUGGCUUUGUUUAUGCCUGCUACGUGAGCAAAGUCUUCCAGGAUGACGAGGACAGCUUCGAUUUCAUCGGUGGCUUUGAUUCCUAUGGCUACCAGCCCCCUCAGAAAUCCUCCCAUCUGCAACUGCAGCCUCUCUACACGGCUGGUUAGGUGUUGAUGGCGCCCCCUUCAGGCCAAAUCCUGACAGUGUCACUGGCAAUGGAACCUAGUUGCCCUGACAACACUCACUCUGUGCGUCACAGUCAAAACUGAGGAAUGGAUGGACCCCGUCAAGAGAAAGAUGUGUGUUUGUCUUUGUGUGUGUGUGUGUGUGUGUGUGUGUGUGUGUGUGUGUGUGUGUGUCCAGGAAAGAGAAAGAAAACCCUGAAGAGACUGUAUGGAGCCUCAGGGAUGAACCAGCAUGCCGGUUGAUGAGACUGAGAAGGUGGGGAGGGGAGAUGAUGGGAGGGGAGGGGUGAGCAAUCGAGGAAGAAGAAGGAGAUCUGAGGACACUUCUGUCAAGUCACCGAGGACACUCUUUACCAAACUGCCAGCUCACCACACUCCCACAAGUGUGUGUGUUUAGUGUGCAUGUGUUUGUGAGUGUGUGUGUGUGUGCAUGUGUUUGUGAGUGUGUGUGUGUGUGCGUGUGUGUGUGUGUGUGUGUGUGUGUGUGUGUGUGUUUAACUACACAGGACUAGCUGAUGUUUAGUGGAUGCACCCCGGACUCUAAUGUGUGGUGCCUCUACAUUUUUGGUGGAUGGGGGUGGGGGGGUCACAUAAUAAUGAAGAGGCACAAGCGCCUUCAUAUCGUCAUUUUAGAACGUGGUGAUGUCAUACUAGAGCAGUCUUACAAAUUCCCAGUCCCAAAGCCAUCUGUUCCCGCUCUUAUUCAGUUUCAACACCGUGGCUCAGCUGUCAAGGUCCAGUGAGCUGCUGGGCGUUUGAGGUGAUCCAUUAUCAGUGAGACAUCACUGCUUACAUCAAAUGGCUCUGUAUGAAUUGUAUCUUGUGUACCAUAACAGGUAAUAAUAAAAGGUGUAAAUCCCUGAGAAGAAAAUAUGAGGAUCAUACCCACAGACCAGGCUAAAGGUACUAUCUGUAAUAUUUUGGUUUUCCUGAACCAUUGUGGCUAUUAAAUGUCUGUAGUGGUUGUUGAAUGGUACUGACGGAAACAAAGUAAACAGUUGCCACCCACUUCUCAGAUUUCUGCAUAGGAAACCAUGGGAGCGAGGCCAGCGGAGGUGUUUUUGUUGUUUGAUGCCCUGCCCCCCGACAGACUUGGCUGUCACGUACAGUCAAUAAACUAUACAGCAAUCACUGAACGAUAUCUACGAAGGGGUGUGAGGAAGAUCACAGAUGGCUACCUUUCUAUUUGAAUUUGUCUUGCUUUGCUUUGCUUUACCGUUUAUAUUCACGUCGCUCAAUAAUAGAAGUCAGGAUUCAAGUAGAAUUACUGUAGCACUUUUUAAAGGGUGACUGCUAUAGAUAUGUCAAAAUUAGGAGAAAAAACAGACUCUAGAUGUCAUGCUGUUGAGCAUGGAUGGAGAUGGCUUUGGGAUUGGGUGUUAGUGUGUUCAUGGGGGGACCAAUGGGUAUACUGUGCAUGUAAAUAUAACCAGCCGAUGAUUGUUUUGUUGGUUCCAUUUAGUAUGGGGGUUGUAUUAGGGGGUGGGUGGGGCUGCAACUAGGAGCACACACUUAAAUUUUUCUUCUUACCUCCACUCCUGGAUAUUUUCCUGCUGUACCCUUUUCUGCCCCUAAUUUUCCUUAUCCUACUGGCUACUAGCUAUGUUUCCAUCAACUUUUGUGUGAAUUUUGGCGAUACAAACAGGAGAAGCUAAUUAGAAAUGCCGGAUUUCUGACAAAAAUCCUCAAUAUCUCGAAAUUCUUAUGCUUGCUUGAGGUGAAAAAGCUCAAUAAGACGUGCUGAAAAGCGAAGGAAACUGAAUUUUUUUGUAAUAUCCACACAAAGGAACUGCUGUGAUUACAAUAUUACACCUUUGUCCUUUUCAGCGUUUUUGAUCAGAGAGGAUGCUGUUUUUUGUUUGUUUUAAAAAAAAUCUUUUUCACUUAAAACAAGCUAAUGGAAACAGACCGGACUUGCGCGAGCUUUCAUAUUCGACUUCAGCGAAAAAGUGUGCUUAAAAUUUGCUGAGCAUGUGGAUGGAAACAUGGCUACUAACUACAUCCUCCCUGCCACCUGUCUCAGUCUGAAUGCGCAGAUGAGGGGGACUUUAAAAAGGAAAAAAACACGGUAUCAGCGGGAAAUGUGAAAACAUUGGAGUGGUUCUCGGAGAGGGGGGAAGGAGAAACGAGGGGGAAAUGAA